Molecule: messenger RNA, 6480 nt
Organism: Saccostrea cuccullata (small rock oyster)
Lineage: Eukaryota; Metazoa; Mollusca; Bivalvia; Ostreida; Ostreidae
Exons: 1
Coding region: 1-6480 (2159 amino acids)
Biological process (GO): DNA repair; telomere maintenance
Molecular function (GO): ATP hydrolysis activity; DNA helicase activity
Source: RefSeq, a predicted model, not a curated record
AUGGCCAAGCGAAAAAGGUCCCUUUCAAGCCGGGAACAAAAAGACAAAGACAAAAGAAGAAAAAGACUUAAGCGAAAUGAAUUAAAACCCUCCUUGGUAUAUAGUCCAGUGAAUGGACCGUGGAGAUUAAAGACUGCAGAAUACUUUAAACUAGACAACAUAAGCUGCCCGUCUGAUAGUGAGGAAACAUCUACAGAGUUAGGAUAUCCAUCACUGCUACACGAAACAAAUCCUGAUGGAAAUUGUUUUUUCAGUGCAUUGUCUUAUAUAAUCACUGGUACAGAAGAAUACCACUCUCAAAUCAGGUCACAUAUUUGUAAUCAUCUCCUUACGCAUCAGGAAGAAUUAACUAACGCUCUUCCAAACAAGUAUUGCGAAAAUGCAGAAGCAUAUUUAUCAAAUACUUCAAUGCGAUGCGAAAGAAUAUGGGCGACUGAAACAGAAAUAUUUGCUGCCGCAGAUAUGCUUAAAGUUGACAUAUAUGUCUAUUCCAAAUACGGUCCACACUGGAAAUGGAUGAAACACAGUCCUACACAAUCUGAUGUAACAGGUGGAAUAUACCUUUACCAUCGAAAUUUGAAUCAUUAUGAUGUUGUUCUCAGUGUCCAAAAUGAAAAUCCAAAGGCUCUCAAGAAAAAAGAAAUGUAUGCAAAAAACAAAGAAAAGUAUAGGAAGCAAGAAAACUUGAAAUAUACUACAGAUCAAGAACUGCAACGACGUAAAAAAGCAGCCUCUAAACAGAAAUACGAAAAAGACAUUCAGUAUCAACAGCGUAAAAAAGCAGCCUCUAAACAGAAAUACGAAAAAGACAGUCGGUAUCAACAGCGUAAAAAAGCAGCCUCUAAAAAGAAGUAUAGAGAAGACGCAAUAUUUCAAGAGCGUAAAAAAAGAAACUUUAGGAAGAAAUACAAAGAAGAUAGAAUGUUUCAACAAUGUAAAAAUGCAGCCUCUAAACAGAAAUACAAAGAAGACAAGAACUUUCAACAGCGAAGAAAAGCAGCUUCUAGAAAGAAAUACAAAGAAAAUAAAGUAUUUCGAGAGCAAGUUAAAUUAGCAUCUAGAAAAAAAUACAGCGAAAAUUUGAACUUCAAAAAUCGUGUUCUAUACUACUCACUAAGGAAGUACAGAUCUAAUACCAUCUUUAGGCAAAAUGUAAAAGCGUCCUCGAUAAAACGGUAUGCAUCAAAUUCUUUAUUUCGCCAUAAACUGAAAAGGCUCCUUUUCCAACAAUAUCACAAGGACCCAACCAUUCAGGUUAAGAAAAAAGAAGCAGUGAAUCAAAGACGCAAAAAUCUUCAUGUUGCAUUGCAAACAUUCACUAAAAACAUCAAGAAAAUCCCAACAUAUCCGUGUACAGUGUGUGCAAGGACGCUUUACAAAUCUCAAGUAAAGAUCUGCAACCGCUCCAAGUAUGUAAAUGGCAAAUUCUCAAGUAAUGCUACAAGAUGUCUUAGUGGACAAUAUACUUACGAUUCGAAGGAGUGGAUCUGCAUCACAUGUGACAGACAUCUGUGUGCAGGUAACAUGCCACCACAAGCUCUUGUAAAUGGAUUACAACUUACGAUCGUACCCGAGGAGCUAAAACAUUUAAAUCACCUAGAAAGACAACUUGUUGCUCUUCGAAUUCCUUUCAUGAAACUCCUCUCACUUCCAAAGGGUGGACAAAAAGGUGUCAAAGGACAAGUUGUAAACGUCCCGUCAAACAUCAGCAGUAUCACGACUUCUCUGCCUAGAACUAUUAAUGAGGCUCAGAUGGUCAAAGUUAAACUUAAAAGGAAGCUGUCAUACAAAGGACAUUACCAGUAUGAAUGGGUUAGACCAGAAAAGGUAAAAGAAGCAAUAGAGUUCCUGAAAAGAAAUAACCCAUGGUAUUCAAAUAUAGCACUCAGUGACAGUUGGUUUGACCCAGAAACCGAUUCAGAUUUAGUUAAAGUAGACGAACAAGAAAAUUCUUCGGAUGAAGAAAAUGAAAGUUCAGAACAGGAGAAUUUGACAAUGCACACACAACCAGUAGAAACGUGUUCUCAGCCUGUUGAUUUAGGACAAGAGUAUCUAGACACAGAGAACAAAGUUUUUUGCAUUGCGCCCGGUGAAAAUCAAACACCGCAAAGUAUCUUCCAGGAAAAAGGAGCGGAUGCAAUGGCUUUUCCAAACCUUUAUCCAGAUGGCAAAUUCGGAUACUUUGAAGAUCGACCUAUAAAACUGUCCCCUACAAAAUACUUCAAUGCCCGCUUAUUUUGCGCCGACAAAAGAUUCGCAAGAGAUAAUCAGUUUAUCUUCUUUGCUCAAUUCAUGAUUGAAAUGUCAAACAUUCGAUCAAACAUAUCUAUAGCCUUACGGAAAGGGAAAGGAAAUACAAAUGAUGGAGGUAAAGUAACGGCGUCAAUGCUUACUAAUGCUAAUGAUUUACAGAAAAUUCUUAAAUCAGAUGCUGGUUUUCGUUUCUUACAACCAGUACGCGGAUCGCCUCCAUAUUGGCAAAGAACAAUGAAAGAUCUAUACGCCAUGAUUCGGCAGUUAGGAAUCCCGACAUGGUUUAUAACGUUUUCCGCUGGUGAAACUAGAUGGGAUGAAACAAUCAAUGCAUUAAAAGACCCGGAAGACCCAAGAUCACCUGGAGAUAUAGAAUGGACAGAAAAAUGCCACCUUAUAAGGGAAAACCCUGUGAUGUGUGCCCGAUUAUUUAAUAACCGUGUGCAAAGACUUUUCACAGACUUAAUUAUGUCCCCUUCACAACCAGUCGGAGACGUAGUGGAUUUCUUCUACCGAACAGAGUUUCAGCAGCGCGGCUCUCCACAUAUCCAUUGUUUAUUGUGGGUCAGGAAUGCACCUAAAUUAAACGAAAACACAGAGAAAGAAAUCUGUACUUUUGUUGAUAAAUAUGUAUCAUGUUCCAUGCCAAAUGAGAAAAGCGAUCCUGAACUCCAUGAUAUUGUUAAUGCUGUACAGGUUCACAGUAAGACACACACAAAGUCAUGCAAGAAGAACUCAACGACAUGUCGAUUUAAUUUCCCUAGGCCUCCAAUACGCAAAACGUUUCUUGUAAAAGUCACAGAGGAAGACAAUGAAAACAAGGAGAGAGAAAAAAAUCAAACCACUAACAUGCCAACACUUCAGGAAAUUGAACACCUAUGUAAAUCUGGUGCCGAGAGAUCUCCAAAACAAAUUGUUAAAGAUAUAUGGAGAAUAAUCAACUCAACAGAAUCUAACUUAACAUUUGAUGACAUUCUACUUGCUUGUAAUAUUACUUACGCCAAAUUCAAGGAAAGUCUGUCUGCAAAUACGAAGAAAAACACGAUAUAUUACAAAAGAAACGUAGAAGAUGGUUGGGUUAACAAUUACAAUCCAACUUUACUGCGUGCAUGGAAUGCAAACAUGGACAUUCAAUAUGUUAUGGACCCUUACUCAUGUGUAGCUUAUAUACUAUCAUAUAUCAGCAAAGCAGAAGCCGAAGUCGGCGAACUUAUAGGAAAUGCACAAAAAGAAGCACGAGAGGGCAACAAGGAUGCGGCUACUGCAAUGAAACACAUUGCUCAGGUUUACGUCCAAAACAGAGAAGUGUCUGCACAGGAAGCUGUUUUCAGAGUUUGCAGCAUGCAUUUGAAAGAAUGCUCAAGAGAAGUUGUAUUCAUUCCCACAGGAAGCAAUGCAAUUAAGAUGAGUCUUCCUUUGAACAUACUGAAAUCACGAAAAGGAAACAGUGAAAAUAUAUGGAUGUCCUCCAUCAUUGACAAAUAUUACGCUCGACCAAUUGGACAACCAUUUGAUGAACAAUGUUUGGCAGAGUUCUGCUCAUAUUACUCUCUCUAUCCAGCCUCUAGACCUCCAACUUCUUCCAAAAAAGGUGCACAGCUAUUGCACUAUGAACUGAAUAAUGGACUAGGGUACAUAAAAGAAAGAAAGAAAGGAAAACAAGCUGUCAUCCGCUACCCCCGAUUCAAUCGCUUGAAGCAGGAAAAUGAUUACUUCCUGACAUUGCUUCAACUGUACCUACCACACAGAACUGUAAUAAUCAAACCUGAAGAAUUCUUCAAUUUUGAACAUUACAUUUUCAAUGGAAAAAUCGGAAAAAGAUCCGUAUUGAACAUCAUUAAUGAAAACAGAGCUCGCUUUGAGAGGGAUGCUGAUAAUUUAGAGAAAGCAUGGGAUGAUGUACAGGAGGGCCGCAUCGGAGAGGAUGCAUGGGCAGCAGUAGCCCCUGAAUGUGAAGCAGAAAGACUCACACUGCAGGAGAAAAAUACAAGCAAAGUUAAUAACGAGGACGAAGACAUAUCUCCAGAUAUCGAACUUCUGGCGAUUUCUAAAAAAUCGUCUACAUCUACCCAAGCUGGAAUCAUACAAUAUCAGAAACCUAAAAUUUCUCCUACCAAAAUACAAGAUUCAUUAAGAAAAAUGAAUUUGAUUCAACAACAAGUAUUCUACAAAGUAAGAGAAUGGGUAUUUGAAGUAGCAUGGAAAAAGUCUCCUGAUCCCUUUCAUCUGUUUCUAACCGGAGGAGCAGGAACAGGAAAAUCGCAUCUCAUAAAAUGCAUAUAUCACGAAACAAACAGAAUUCUAUCCAAAACACUUGAAACACCUGAUGCUUUAUCGGUGCUUAUAACAGCACCAACUGGAACAGCUGCAUUCAACAUAGGCGGUAUGACUUUGCAUUCAGCAUUUGGGAUUAGCAAAAAUAUUAAACUCCCAUACACGCCUUUGGGGGAAAACAUCCUAAACUCGCUAAGAGCAAAAUAUGAGCACUUAAAACUCCUUAUCAUUGACGAAAUUUCGAUGGUAGACCACAAACUUCUAACAUACAUCCAUGGCAGGCUGACCCAAAUUAAACAAUCUAAGAAGGUGUUUGGAAAUGUUGCAAUUUUAGCUGUUGGUGAUUUCUACCAGCUUCCUCCAGUGAAGGCAUCUCCUCUGUACAAGCUAAAGGAUUCUAUAAUUUUAGAUCUCUGGAAUCCAUUAUUCCAAAUUGCCAGCCUGUCUGAGAUCAUGCGUCAAAAGGAAGAUGUAAAGUUUGCCGAAAUGUUAAAUCGUCUAAGAGUCCGAUUGCGGGGAGAACCAUUGCAACAAACAGACUUACAACUCCUUCAGUCUGUUUCUAAAGAGUCAAUUCCGAUAGAGUCAAAGAAUGCUUUGCAUAUAUUUUCAACCAACAACGAAGUGGAUGCACACAAUGAACAGAUGGUAGAAACAGUCUGCAGUCCAUGUCUGUACUCAACAGCCAAAGAUUACACAAAAAGUACCUCAGGUACGCUGCUCUUGCGAAAGCUACCCUAUUCCUCCUCAUCGCCAGAAAACCUACCAGACAUAAUCAAACUUGGAAUCAAUGCACGGGUUAUGCUAACAAGAAACAUUGAUACAGAAGAUGGUCUUGUUAAUGGCGCAUUUGGUACAAUAUCUGCUAUAGAGGUCAGGGGAAAUGACAUCGAUGCGGUAUAUAUACAAUUUGAUAACGAAAACAUUGGCAGAAAAGCCAUCUCCACCACAGUUUCAAAUGUACAAGGAUCAGAAAAAGCUGUCCGUAUAACGCCAUAUGAAGAUGUUCUUGUAGGACGAAAUGCACUCAGAAAACAAUUGCCACUUAAGCUGGGUUGGGCAGCAACCAUUCACAAAGUGCAAGGGAUGACAACAACACAAGUAGUAGUUUCACUUCAAAAGAUAUUUCAACCAGGAAUGGCAUAUGUAGCAUUAAGUAGAACAACUACAUUACAAGGACUCAACAUCUUGCAUUUUGACACAGAUUGUAUUUUUGCGUCAGCAGAAAUUAAGGAAUCACUUUCUAGCAUGCCAAACUACCUCCUCCAAACUGGUGUUGAUGACAAAUGUUAUUGUCUGAAACUAUUGUUGCAUAAUACAGAAGGUCUCCUCUCACAUAGGAAAGACAUUGAAAACGCUGGUUUUGUGAAUGACUCCCAAGUUAUAUGUUUCACAGAAACAUGGCUUACCAAGAAAGACUACGUACCUCCCAGCUUAAUUCCAAACUCAGAUGUUCACGCAGUCUAUCGAGAGGAUGCAUACACAUCCUCUGAUCCCAUAUUUCGACAACUAAAAUCACAGGCUAAGGGUGGGGUCGCAAUAUUUACAAAAGAUGUCAAACAUUCAAGGUACACGACCAAAGUAAAGGACUUAGAGUGUGUGUCAAUACAAAUAUUAGAACCAACAGCGGUAGCGGUGUUCGUGAUAUACAGACCUCCAAUAUAUCCAAUGGAUAAGUUUAAAGCCAAAAUCAGCUCUCUAUUAUCCCAAAUCAAUCAAGAAAUAUCCUCCCCAGUGUUGAUUCUGGGCGAUUUCAAUGACAACUACUUUGGAAAACCAUCUCUAAAAACGUUGUUUACAAGCUAUGGCUACCAACAACUUGUGAACAAGCCAACGACAGAGAGUGGCUCUUGUCUCGACUUGGUGCUCGCAAAAGACUUCCCAGAAGAUCCAAAUGUGACAAUUGAACAUUUGUAUUAUAGUUUCCAUGAUGCAAUUUCUAUUAAAUUGUAA